Penicillium maclennaniae is the source of this 1410-nucleotide messenger RNA. RefSeq lists its product as uncharacterized. The record is from RefSeq and is a predicted model, not a curated record. The transcript has 6 exons. Lineage: Eukaryota; Fungi; Ascomycota; Eurotiomycetes; Eurotiales; Aspergillaceae. The annotation marks the transcript as partial.
GGAAACCGGACGAACGCCUUCCUUUUUGGUUCGGACCGGAAAGUCUUCACACCCUCCUUGGGUCUUCUAGAUGCUUUUCUUAUGUCGAACAACGCUAGUGACUCCGAGGCGCCUGCGAGAGACCCCAGGCUCUUAAGCUUGGCAGACAGACUGUCCGAACUUGAGCGCACUGCCGCUUCUGUGCAGCAAUGCCAGGGGUCAGUUCCAGCAUUCAAAGCUGGCACCGAGAGUGACCAAUAUAGCACAACAUCCUCUGCCAAGCAGAAGGAGGCUAUUGCCAGAGACUCGUCUAAUGCUGUCGGGCGUCCAGCCGUGUCGGAAUCAGCGACUCCCGCUGCAUUAAAUCAUCAGACCUCAGAGGCCAAAGUGUUUUUACAGCAAGAGCCCGAGUCAAACAAAGAGCUCUUUCAAGACAGGUACACCGUGCUGGAAUCGGCACACCGUCUCGUUGAUCAAAUCUCCAGUACUGCAAACCUGCCGAGAUCUGAUCGAUUUGAUCGCGCUGGGCUCGAUGUUGAGCCGUUGGCGGAGUUUCAACCCGAGCUAUGCUAUAUGUUGACUAUGGGUGAGUUGAUAUCUACUCCACAGAAGCAAAGUGGGAUCUUGGUUUCGCUCAACUACCAUACGUGGGACGGUCUCAGUCCGUCUGGCAGUGCCGAAUCUCAGAUCCACGGAGUUAUCUUCACAUGUUAUCAAUUUGAUAAGCAUCUCAGCUCACUCCUUCUGCGGCCGCCGUCCCUCCCAGAAUUAAAAUUGAAACCAGCCGAUCUAAUCCAUUUGGAUCAGCAUAUUCCACUUAGUGCCAUCAUGAAAGCCGUUGUUGAGCUCGCACAGAUCCAGGAUGUUACGCUAAGCCUUGCUUUGAAGCCAGGAUCGUCCAAUGAUACAGACCAACGCAAUACCAUCGAUGAGCUUGUCCAAACCAUGUUCAGAGUACCAGAAAGCCCUCUGACGCCUUUCUUUGUUCUAUUCUGCAACGUGGUUCAAACGUCCGACCCUGAAGAUUAUUCAUUGAUGUCUGCCAACACCGAAGCCCUUCUCCGCUUUGUGGAUACACAUCCUCCGACCGCCAAGUUGUACAAACUCUUCUCCACCUUCUUGCAUCUUUGCAGUGCCCUUAUCCGCAAUCACCAUCCAACGUGCUCGCCACAGCCUCUCUUCAGCACCUCAUCUCCCGCGAUGCCUACCGGCAUUCUAAGUACCACACAACCCGACCAGGUGGGCAUAGGGGCAGAAAUCCAUCCGCAGCAUGAUAUUUCCGUUGCCCCAACGUUCGAUCAAAUCCAAGGGGGUGGGCCAGAGGGCCCAAAUCUUGAAAAUCUAGCCACCGGGGGUGCAUGGAAUAAUGAUAUGUCUCGGGACUUGUUCUAUUCCCAGCCAUGGUUAGGAUGGAUGGAGUCAAAUAUCUAG